AUGAAAAGUGAGAUAACAUUAAAACAAGAUGACUUGACUAAAUACCAUUCAAAAGUUCUUACACUAUACGACAAUACCAACUAGGAAAUAACAUCAAUAGAAAACAAUUCAGAGAAAGCACCUAAAGUAAACAAAGUAGUUGAUGGUUAUUUCAAGAAAACAUUAAUACUCAUUAAGAACACAAUUGGAAGUGCAGAGCGUUUUGUUAACCUUGUCAAGUAAACGUUGAAGCUAAUUGUUUCAACAGUAGAUGAUGAACUUAAUGAUCUACUUUCGCUAACUUUAGAAUCUCAAAAAAAAAAUGAUCUUAAGAUUGAAUCAUAGGUUAUAACCAUAUAAAUCCUGCCAAAGAAGGCGAACUCUACUGAUCUAAAUUAAACUAUUAACAAAGAGUAAAUUUCUCAAUAAUUUAUAAAUUCAACAAGCAAUAGUCUUAAAAUUGGAAAUAAUACUUCGAAUUCUUUGGUUAGCUAUUCAGCUAUCGAAUAAUCUGCUAGCGGUAGCUAGUUGUAAAUAAAUGAACUAAAUGGAAUAAAACAUGAUUUGUAAGAAAUUCUCAAUGUAGCGACAAAUACAUUGGCGAAUACUUAAGAAUUAGACAAAAAUUUGAGUAAAAUAAAUUAGAUACUUGAUAUGUCGCUUUAUGCAAACUUUUAAUCUGUGCAAUUAGAGACUAAAAACAACGUUAGCCUAAACGAACUAGCGGAUAAGGAAAUCUCGAUGUCAGUUAUCUAGGAAGAAAUAAAGUAAAAGGUUGAUGCCUAUCCAAAUUAUUAGAAGGAUAAAUAGAUAGAAGAGAGCAGAAAAGAUCAGGAUUAGCUCAAAUUUAACAAAAGCUUUGACAUAUAUGAUCAUAAUAGGCAGUUAUAAGAAAGUUAGUUCAAUAACUUGCAUUCGGAGAGCUCGAAAAUGUCAAAUAGCAAUUAUAACUAGCAAUUAAACAAAAUAAAUAGCCUUGAUAAUGAAUAUCGAGAUGAGCAACUCUAAAAUAAUACAAUGUAAACGCAAUCGAAUGUCAAUAUAUAUGAGCAAACCUCAGGAUAUAUUCUAGAGGAAUAGCUGAAAAAAGAGAAUGAAAUAAGAGACUUAAGCGAAGAACAGCUUUAUAUCAAUGCUUAAAAAUUGUAAAAUGAUAGCAUGUAAAUUAUCUCAGUUGACCCUGAUAUAUGGGUAAAAGUAAAAGGAUUAAGAAAGGUCAAUAAAGAUUUCUAAGGCAAUCAAAGUAAUUGUAUCGCAGACAAGUAGUAGAUUUAACUAGAGAGUGAUAAGAAAUAGACGAUACUUUUCAUCACUCCAGAUGGAAAUAAUUUAUUUGUCGGGUAAAAUGACUUGAUGUUAAAGACAUACAACAGUGAAGAUUUAUCUACAGAACAUGCUUAUCUAAUGAUUCCAUCAGAACCAAUUUCAUAUCUACUUCAUCAAGAACUCAUCUAUUUGGGGUUAAAUAAUGAUACUGUUGCUAUCUAUGAUCAAAGCAGUUAUACAUUAUUGAGAGAGAUUAAAACAAAAUAAGUUCCUCUGAAGAUUCUACCUUUCAUUACUCAAGAUAUAAAAAGAGAUCAAGAAAGUACUUAUAUUCUAUUCCUUGAAAAAGAUGGACAUAUUGAAUUCUACAGCAUCUAGGAGUAGAAAAUUAUUUUCAGUCACAAACACUCUUGCGGAAUGAGUAUCUAAGAUGCAGUUUAGGUUUUCAAUAAGAAUCAAAUUUGCUUAGGAUUCGCCUAGUUAAUCGAUAAUGUAUACAAAGAUGGUAAACUUGCGUUUGUUGAAAUUAACAUUAGAAACUAUGAUGAUGAUAAAAGAAAAAAUCUCUAAAACCAUAAUUCUAACUCAAAGUAAUAGAUCACGAUAAAAGAGCUGAAUGAAGAAGAUAGAUUCAUAUAAAAGUCAGUAUUUUGCAUCUAGCAGAUUUCAAUGAAUUGCUUUGUUGUUUGUGUCAUUGAUAAAAAUAUCAAGAUCUUCAAUAGAAUUAACAACAAAGUCAUUAAAGACAUAGUAAAUCCUUCAUCAAGCAUAAAUUAUAAUGCUCUGAGAAAGAUAGAUGGCUUUGGAGAUGAACUUCCUUAUCUUUUGUUCAGAGAUUCAAGAACAAUUGGUAUUAUAGACUUCGAUGUGGAAACAUUUAUUGUCUAGAAUAAAAAAGAGAAAAUAAUGGAUAACUGA
This is a messenger RNA of Stylonychia lemnae, 2163 nucleotides long. Lineage: Eukaryota; Ciliophora; Spirotrichea; Sporadotrichida; Oxytrichidae. The record is from the annotation of a GenBank genome assembly.